Messenger RNA from Ylistrum balloti, 4082 nucleotides. RefSeq names its product tetratricopeptide repeat protein 7B-like. The record is from RefSeq and is a predicted model, not a curated record. The transcript has 20 exons. Lineage: Eukaryota; Metazoa; Mollusca; Bivalvia; Pectinida; Pectinidae. Gene Ontology annotation, cellular component: plasma membrane. The coding region runs from base 39 to 2549 and encodes 836 amino acids. Gene Ontology annotation, molecular function: protein binding. Gene Ontology annotation, biological process: protein localization to plasma membrane; phosphatidylinositol phosphate biosynthetic process.
UCGGAAUUUUUCACAACGCGCCAUGAACACCGGUUAAAAUGACAGCCAAAACAAAGUUUAUGAGAUUGGAAUCAGAAAUCGAGAAAUGUAGAAACGAUUCGUGUUGGAUAAAAGCCAGCGAGCUAGCACGGCAACUUUCCAGUAAAUCCUCCGAAUUAGACUAUUAUGAACAGUUUACUCUGGCAGAAAGUCAUUUAGAGGAGUACCUCAAAGAAAAUCCUCCAUUAGAGAAAAACAGCAGCAAGGCAAGGGCACACCUGGCAGAUGCAGAAAAACAAUUGAAACUUAUUGCCAAGGCAAAAAACAAGUUGAGCCUGGAUGCCAAUUUGUUGCUUGCAAAAAUCAGCUACAGCCAGGGCCAAUAUGAGGCGACUCUUGAUAUAUUUGAUGAGAAUGUAAAUCUGGAGGAGCUGGCCUCAAAGGACUUUGCUACCACACGCCAGCUUCAAAUAGUGGCAGAGUCUUUUGCUAUCAAAGGUAUUUGUAUAGAGAAGGUUGGACCUAGCUCCACCAGUAAAUUUCGUGUAGCAGAACAGGAAGAGAAGAUUAUCAGCUGCUAUGAGAAGGCUGGUGACCUAGCUUUACUGUACCUCCAAGAGAGGGAUAGGACAGGCAGUUCCAGUGGUUCUGGAGUCAGUCCAUCCCCAACACCCUCAAUUCCUCAGGAAGAUAGUCUUGGCAUGAUCCUGGAGACAGCACUACAACAGUCACCCAUUCUCUAUAUAAAACGAGGAAAUCUGGAAAAAGGUGUCAACAGGUUUAGAGAUCUUUUGAGAGCAGUAGAAUCCCGCUUCACACAAGGAUUACGACAGACCCUGGCACGUCAACUGGCAGAGGUGCUGCUACGUGGAAUGUGUGAGAACUCGUACAUUCCCAUAGGACCAUCGAUGAAACCCACUACUCUGGCGACACACUCACUCCAGCCAAGAAAGUACUCUGGUGACAGACAAUUUCUGCCGAGAGAUGAGAAUGAGGAGGCACUACUACUACUGCUCAUAGCCGAGGCUAUUGCGACUCGGGAAGCAGUGUUAAACAGAACAGAGGAACAUGAUGAGGCACGUCUUCAUAGUUUCAUGAAUACGACGGUUGUGUUUGAUCUCCUUGCCGUGGCUCUAGUCAAACGUGCUCAGUUCAGCAAGCUCUCAGAGUCAUUUGAGCGAGCAAUGCGGUUCUCAUUUGAAGAGUUUCAUAUCUGGCACCAGUUUGCUAACUCCCUCAUAUGUGCUGGAAAGUAUACAAGGGCCCUGCUGGUGCUGAAGGAAUGUUCUCGUCUCAAACCUCAGAACUGUACAGUAUUACUGCAGGGAGCAAAGCUCUGUUACGAGUAUUUACACCAGUAUACAGAAGGUAUCCGGCUAUCAGAACAAGCCCUGGAGUGUCUGGCUGAUGACCAUCCACUGUGUGCAAGAGUGCAUGUAUCCCUCGGCAUUGGCUACAGUCUGGCUGCCAUGGAAAUGAGACUGCAGGCGGAUAGACAGCAGUACAAUAAGAAAGCACUGGCAGCUUUUAACAGGGCACACAUGUAUGACCCCAGUGACUAUUUGGCAUUGUUUCACCUGUCCCUACAGCUAGCCAUACACAGACAGAUCAAUGAUGCAAUUAAGAAUGUGAGGCUGGCACUACGUUACAGAAAUGAUCACAUCCAUUCCCUUCAUCUUCUGGUUCUAUUACUGACAGCACAGAAACAAUUUGAUGAAGCUAUAUCUUUACUUAAUGCAGCUUUAGAUGAGUACCCAGAAAACCUCAGUUUGAUGUUGACCAAGUCAAGAUUGGAGGAGAUCCUAUAUGGUCCAGAACAGGCACUAUCUACUUGUAAACACAUGUUACAACUGUGGAAGGAAUUAUACGAGGUUGAUACAGAGGAGGCUGUGACAGAUGUCCGCAGUAGCCGGCGACCCACAGCUACGGAUAGGACACAGUUUGACCGCAGAAGUUUUGCACAGUUACAGCUUAAUGAACUGAAUGAGAGGGACACUGGUUCAUUAAGAGCAGAGUCUAUAGCAGCAUCUCGGGUGGAACAGACAAUGUCUGAAGUAGCCUCUUCCUUAAAUAGUACAUUCCAGCCUCGUCCAGGCUCACAACAGACAUGGCUUCUUCAGGCCCAAAUAUGGCUUCAUCUAGCCGAGCUGUAUCUGACACUUGACAAGAUGUCCGAAGCUGAGGCCUGUGUCGUAGAGACCAGCACAAUCUUCCCUCUCUCUCACCAGGUGGCAUUCAUGAAAGGACGAGUUCUUGAACACAAACUUAAGUACACUGAAGCUAAACUGUGCUAUGAGGAUGCCAUUUCUAUUAACCCAGGCCACACAAAAUCUCUACAACACCUGGGUAUGGUGCUACAUCAACUAGAGAAUGACAAGAUGGCUGAGAAAGUACUAAGAGAUGCUGUCAACACUGACCCCAUAUCUCACGAGUCAUGGUAUCUCCUUGGCUUAGUUCUGGAGACACUUGGUCAGGACGAUGCAGCUACUGACUGUCAUACAACAGCAUUAGCACUGGAGGCCAGCAGUCCAACUGUUCCAUUUACUGUCAUACCACGUCUCAUGCAGUAAUAAGAAAUUCAAUUUUAAUUAACAACUUAUGCAGAACUUUUGUAAUCCUUCUUCAUGUAAAUGUGUUCAAUUUCGGUUUAGGAAUAAAAACUAUCCAAAACAUCCCAUACUUAGGAUUGGUCACAAGUCUGAAUUCUCCUUACUUCUUGGGAAUAAUGAACAGGGGACCUUGACCUUUGUAUUAAACAAAACAGUCUCCAUCUUCAUUUGGAAUACAGUUGGAUGACAUGUUCACAAAAUAUACAUUAUUUUUAUGCUGUCUUUUUUUCUAAAUAUCCAGGAAAUAGUAAGAUCAUUUUGACAAAAGAAUCAUAUUCUUAAAAAUGAAUAUUGUUUCAAAACAAGAAAAAAAAAGUUUUUUAUUUUACACAAGCAUUUGUGAUACUUGCUCGUAAAGGUGUUCAGUUUUUGAUGAGAUAGUGAAGGUACACAAAUAUAAAAUGUAAAAGUUGCAAGUCACUCUAAAAUCCUUAACUUUCCAUUUUUUUUUUUAUAUAUAUAUUUUCUUUUUCCUUUAACUCCGUUGAAAUCUGUGAACUCGGAUGUCUGCAAAUUCACAUGUAUAUUUUCUUAAAAAAUUGACAUAAGUUUUUGAUGUUGAUGGAUAUCAAGUCUGCGCCAAAUUGAAUUUUCUUAAUUUUUUUUUAAUAACAAUGAGUUUGGAGCCUUAAGAAAUUAUGUGAUUUUACAAUUCUUAUAUCAAAUCAGAAAUAUCCUUUUAAGUUUGUAUACCAUUUUAAGUUAUCUCGAAAUACUUCUGAAUAUUGAAAAAAAAAAAAAAAAAAUUGUGAUGUUAUGCUGAAAAAGCAUCAUUCACAGCAAAAUAAAUCUCUAAGUGAUCAUGUUAAUCCAUAUCAAUACCAUUCUCUGAGUGAUCAUGUUAAUCCAUAUCAAUACCAUUCUCUGAAUUUUUAAAAAUAUUCAUGUUGUUUUGUUUGUGAAAAUGUUAAUCCUUUUCUGUUUCUACUCUUACUCAUGGUAGUAGUUGGGACCAACUUGAUGUAGCACAGGGUAGAAUUAUUUCAAAAUUAUUUAAAAUUUACAGAAAUCAGUUGUAGAUAUAGAACAGUAGAUGUUGUAAAUCUGAGAUGUGGUAACAGUGUAAUAGAUAUCACAGCCGUAAUCAACGAUCUUCCAUUGUAGUUUAUUAUCUUGUCUCAUUCAUAAAAAUUCACAAUCAUGGACAAAAAAGUUUGAGAAAUGUUUGGUUGGUGAUCUAAAAGGGAAGAGUUUUAAUGUAAUUAGCAUAAACCAGUGUUACUCCUAAUGAUUUCAGAUUUGUGAAGUCAAAAGUUUGAUAUUUCUAUAAUUAGAGAAUUUAUUGAUCUAUAAACCUAGGAAAUUAAGUGAUAGAUUUAUUGCAGACUUGAAAACUUUGAAAGUGUUACAAUCAUCAAUGGAUUCUACAACUGGUGCAAUACAAGUGUUGUUGAGACUGUAAAGAUGUCUGGUGUUAUAAUGUGAUAUGUAAAUACAUAUACUGGUUAUUAAUUACAGUUAUCUUGUGUUUUUGAAUUAAACUUGUGACACAUU